AUGUCGUUAACCACGAUGAUCAAGGACGAACAGGGCCGUCCUUUCAUUGUAGUCAGAGACCAGGGGAGGAAGAGGCGUCAGUACGGUAACGAGGCAGUCAAAUCCCACAUCCUCGCCGCACGAACCGUGGCCAACAUCGUCAAGACCUCUCUUGGACCCCGAGGUCUCGACAAGAUCAUCAUUUCUUCCGAUGGCGACAUUACGAUCACGAACGACGGCGCCACGAUUAUGCAACAAAUGGAGAUUAGCAACCACGUAGCCAAGUUGCUCGUGGAGCUUUCCAAGUCGCAGGAUGAUGAAAUUGGCGAUGGCACCACCGGUGUAGUUGUUCUGGCUGGCGCUUUGCUGGAGCAGGCUGCCGAUCUCAUUGACAAGGGCAUCCACCCUAUCCGAAUCGCCGAUGGCUACGACCAAGCCUGCGACAUUGCGGUUGCCGAGCUUGACAACAUCUCGGAUAAGAUUGAGUUCACAAAAGACGACACUGCCAACCUAGUCAAGGUUGCCCACACCAGUCUGGGCAGCAAGAUCGUAUCCAAGGCUCAUGAUCAAUUUGCCAAUAUUGCUGUCGAUGCUGUUUUAUCGGUCGCCGACCUGGAGCGCAAGGAUGUCGACUUUGAGUUGAUCAAGGUUGAUGGUAAGGUCGGUGGUUCUCUCGAGGACUCUAUUCUCGUAAAGGGAGUCAUCAUCGACAAGGACUUUUCUCACCCCCAGAUGCCCGACGAAGUCAAGGAUGCCAAGAUUGCCAUCCUUACCUGCGCAUUCGAGCCCCCGAAGCCCAAGACGAAGCACCAUCUCGACAUCACGAGCGUUGAGGAAUUCAAGAAGCUACAAAACUACGAGAAGGAGAAAUUCAUUGAGAUGAUUGACCAAAUAAAAGAUACCGGCGCCAAUCUCGUCAUUUGCCAGUGGGGCUUCGAUGACGAGGCCAACCACUUGCUUCUACAGAACAAGCUUCCCGCUGUCCGCUGGGUAGGAGGCCCCGAGAUCGAGCUUAUUGCUAUUGCCACGAACGGACGUAUCGUUCCGCGAUUCGCGGACCUCACGGCCCAGAAGCUGGGCUACGCGGGUAUUGUUCGGGAGAUGACUUUUGGCACGACGCGGGAGAAGAUGCUGGUCAUCGAAGAAUGCGCCAACACAAGAGCUGUCACUGUAUUCGUGCGUGGAAGCAACAAGAUGCUCAUCGAUGAGGCUAAGCGAUCGCUGCACGACGCUCUUUGCGUUGUACGCAACCUGGUCAAAGAUAACCGCGUUGUGUAUGGCGGUGGUGCUGCCGAAAUUGCUUGCUCUAUCGCCGUUGAGGAUGCCGCUGCCAAGACGGCCGGUUUGGAGCAAUACGCAAUGCGGGCAUUCUCCGAGGCCCUCGAUGCGAUCCCCAUGGCCCUGGCCCAGAACAGCGGUCUCAACCCUAUCUCGACACUGGCAGAAAUCAAGAGUCAGCAGGUCAAGGCUGGUCCUGAAAGCCGCGGCAAGCUUGGUGUGGACUGUAUGGGCCGCGGGAGCAACAACAUGAAGGAGGCUUUUGUGAUUGAUCCUUUGAUUGGCAAGAAGCAGCAGCUGCAGCUAGCCACACAGCUGUGUCGCAUGGUGCUCAAGGUAAACAAUGUUAUUAUCGCAGGCUCGGACGACAAUGAAUGGUAA
Cordyceps militaris CM01 is the source of this 1638-nucleotide messenger RNA. Its product is annotated as T-complex protein 1 subunit epsilon. The transcript has 4 exons. Gene Ontology annotation, molecular function: ATP-dependent protein folding chaperone; ATP binding; ATP hydrolysis activity. Lineage: Eukaryota; Fungi; Ascomycota; Sordariomycetes; Hypocreales; Cordycipitaceae. Gene Ontology annotation, cellular component: chaperonin-containing T-complex. Bases 1 to 1638 code for a protein of 545 amino acids. The record is from RefSeq and is a predicted model, not a curated record. Gene Ontology annotation, biological process: protein folding.